AUGGAGUCUCUUGCUAGAGUGCACAACUGCCAUCAAACCCUGCACCUCUCACUCAAUCACCGCCGUCCGUCAUUCCCGGAACCCAUCUCUUCUCUCUUCCUCACAACCACCCCAACACCAACAUCGUCAUCAUCAUCAGCACCCGUCAGAGCCUCAUCAUCACCAUCAUCAUCCCCGGACCCACUUCACCGAACGUUCCAAAACCCCAAACCCGCACUCUGCCAAACCCUCAAGUCCCUCCUCCGAAUAACCCUUCCCACCAUCGCCUCCACAGCCACAGCAGCAUUGCUCUUCACGCGGAUGCGCUUCGACCCAAAGGCCCUCAUUGUUCCACCUUCAACCCAAGAACCCGGCCGAGAGAGCAACAGCGUUAAGAUUAGCUACUUUGACCUUAAGGUAAAGAUGAAAGUGGUUGACUUUGUGCUCGAAGUGAAACCAGACGACCAAGCUUGGCAUUUGCUGAAGACCCAGAUUCGUUGCUAUAGCCAAGAGCUCGAAUCCGCCAGAUUUGGGUUCCAAGAGAUAUUGGCCAAAGACUUGUUAUGCCACAGGGCUCGCUGUGGCCACAUUAGGGAGUGUCUGGAAAUGGCUGAUGAACUCGAGGGCUUGUCCAGAGAAAUAGUGGAGGCCAUGGACAGGUGCAGGGACAAGGAAAUCAAGUAUUAUUUGAGGGAUUUCAAGGACUUGGUUGCGCGAGUAAGGGAUUCUAAGGGGGACGUUUUUCGUGCAUUGAAGUAUUUUCAGGAGCUUGAGCACGAGGAGGACAAUGAGCAAUAA
This is a messenger RNA of Alnus glutinosa, 777 nucleotides long. RefSeq lists its product as uncharacterized. The transcript has a single exon. The record is from RefSeq and is a predicted model, not a curated record. NCBI's taxonomy places the organism in Eukaryota, Viridiplantae, Streptophyta, Magnoliopsida, Fagales, Betulaceae. The coding region runs from base 1 to 777 and encodes 258 amino acids.